UGACAGCCACUUGCUUUCGUAUUUGCAUUCGUCGUUUGGUGAGUUCGGUCACACAGAAAACACUUUCUCUUCAAAAUAACCGCUGUAGUUUUGGUUUUAAAUUUGUUUUAGCUUCAAAUAAUAAAUUAUUAAAUACAAAUAAAUAAAAUGGGAGCCGACAAGAAACAACAAAAAGUACAAUCCUCUGGAUUCACCAAGGAAGAAGAGCUUUUAUUGCAAGAUUUCAGCCGCAAUGUCAGCACAAAAUCCUCAGCUUUAUUCUACGGCAAUGCAUUCAUCGUCUCUGCCGUCCCCAUCUGGCUUUUCUGGCGUGUCCACAGUAUGGAUUUAUUGUCCAGUGCCAUUUUCUUCAUCUUGAUGACUGGUGCCAGCACAUAUUUGAUGGCCAUGGCCUACAAAAAUGUUAAAUUCCAAUUGAAACAUAAAAUCGCUGUACGUCGUGAAGGCGCCGUAACCCGUGAAGUCAACCGUCAAAUGGGCGAUGACAAGAAAGUCACCCGCAAGGAAAAGGAAGAACGUAUUUUGUGGAAAAAGAAUGAAGUUGCUGAUUAUGAGGCUACCACCUAUUCCAUCUUCUACAACAAUGCCCUAUUCUUGGCCAUCACCAUCUUCAUCAGUUUCUUCUUGUUGAAGAACUCUGCUCCCCUCGUUAACUACAUCUUCUCCAUUGGUUUGGCCAGCGGUGCCUUAGCGCUCUUCUCUACCAGCACACAAACGAACUGAAAUGUUGCACAUUGCGGCAAACAACUUUAGUUUUAAUUUACCAUUUUUUAAUUAUUAAUGUAGAGAGAGAUUAUCAUGCUGCUCGACCGAACUUUUUUUAAUUCCUUUUUUGUUUAAAUUAAAAAUCAUAUUUUAUAGUGUUACGAAGCAUGGACAAUGUAUUUUUUUCAUUACAUAUUCCUGGAUAUUUUUGCCUGUGGCAAGAAUAUAAUGAAAACAUUUUUUUAUUGUAAAUUUUCUUCUAAGGAGAACACGAAUAAAAUUAAAAAGAAAAUAUUAAAACAA
Messenger RNA from Lucilia sericata (common green bottle fly), 1008 nucleotides. Its product is annotated as translocon-associated protein subunit gamma. The transcript has 2 exons. Lineage: Eukaryota; Metazoa; Arthropoda; Insecta; Diptera; Calliphoridae. The record is from RefSeq and is a predicted model, not a curated record. Gene Ontology annotation, cellular component: membrane; endoplasmic reticulum. The coding region runs from base 148 to 723 and encodes 191 amino acids. Gene Ontology annotation, biological process: SRP-dependent cotranslational protein targeting to membrane.